Fulvia fulva is the source of this 2202-nucleotide messenger RNA. RefSeq lists its product as uncharacterized. Gene Ontology annotation, cellular component: site of double-strand break; nucleus. Bases 1 to 2202 code for a protein of 733 amino acids. The record is from RefSeq and is a predicted model, not a curated record. NCBI's taxonomy places the organism in Eukaryota, Fungi, Ascomycota, Dothideomycetes, Mycosphaerellales, Mycosphaerellaceae. Gene Ontology annotation, biological process: double-strand break repair. The transcript has a single exon.
AUGACGGCCGCUGUAUUCCGCAAUACGCCUCCGCUAUCCGUCCCUCCAAGGCAGAACACGGCACCGGUCCUCGACUUCAACUGCCUCUACACACGCGAUGUCAAGAAGAAGGCCAAGAAAUGGCAAGAUGGCUUGCUGCGAUACCACACCUUCAACAAGCGUGUCAUGGUCUACGAUGAGGGCCGGAACUUGGUCGGUGAUACCCAUUGGGCUGGAGAUGAAGCGGUGCAGGAAGGCGACGAACUGCGGCUGGAGCGGAACGGGGUCAUGGUGCAAGUGGGAGAUAACACCGGACAGACCCAGACCGACUUGACCGAGCUUCGAAAGAGCAGGCAGAAGGACUCGGCCACUGUCAGCGCUGCAUCUCUGGGAACAGCUACGUCGACAGCGAGGGCAACGCCAACACCAUCUGGGUGGCCACUGAGCACCACGCUAUCUCGAGCGAAUACACAACUGAAGCAUAGGUCUCUCAAUGCACUUCUUGGGACACCAAAAGGUCCAAUUGGCAAAGCGAGCCUGCCGCAGAAGUCGCCCUUUGAGGAGCGACAAGCAGAAGCAGAGAAUGAUGGAUGGGAGGAAGGCAGGCCGCCAAAACGACAGCGAAAUACAGCACCAGCCUGGACAUUGACGAGAACAACAAAGACACCGACACCAGCCAGCAAAGCGCAAGAGCCAUUGUGGGCACGUACAGCAGACGCAGCGAAGCAGAAGAAGAAGAAGGCACCGACACAGACGGGCCAGCAACAGCUUGGAACGAAAGAGAUCAUCGAUCUGUCAGAUGAUGCAGAGUCAUCGAACAAAUUCUUUCCCGGGUUCUCGGACGAAGUGCUGGCUCGAUCUUCUUCCCCGCCGAAGAGGCAAGAGUCUGCCGUUGAAGUCAGCAACAAGAUCGUCGCAAGGUCUAGCUCUUCUGCUUUUCAGACGCAGCAAUCAAAGCCUUCUGGAAGGCCGCCAGCCAGCGGGAAGCAGAACCGAUCAGCAGCAGCAGCUCCAGAGCAAAUCGCUGCGCCAGGCACCACGUAUGUGCGCGUGUCUCCAGAAGUGACAGCGAAAGCACUAUGCCUCGAAAGUUCCCCAAGCUCAGAGACGGAAGGUCGGACGAGUCCAAAAGUGCAACGUGCCCCGACUGUGGCCUCGAAACCAACAAGCUCGCGGACGGGUCAAACGCUGAGGUUGGCUGCCAGCGCUCCGAAGAAGCGGACACUACUUUGCCAGAAUCAGCUGUCGAAGAAGCCGAGAACAGUGGCUUCGACAAAUGCAGAAAUUCGUGCAAGGUCUACAGUCGGCGACGAUGAAAGUGCUCAAGAGCGACCGGCGGCAUCGUUGACCAAGCUUCAAGCUCGACUGGCAAGGAUAGAGAAGAAGAAAGGGAGCACCAGUAGCGCGAGGCUUGGCCCAGCAAAAGCCAAGCCAGCUCCUAUCGAGCUUGACUGCGACACUGACACGGGCAACGGGGCAUUUGGCGACUUCUCUGAUGAUGAGGACGAGGAGGAGGAGGAGGUGGUGGUGGUGGUGGAUGCUGAGUCGCCUAGACAUCAGACGACACAUGAGACCUCCGCUAUCGAACUUCGUUGCCUCGAUAGCAUGAUGCUACCGCCUGCUGUGCCGGCCGCUGAUAAAGAGGCCAGGCCACGGGCGAAGCCACCAGCACCAGCGCCGACUAGAACGUCAGCGCAGCCUCAGGAGCGCCAGUUCCGGAGAGUUCUUUCAGAGCCAGAUACCGGCAAAUCGUCGAGAACGAAGCGAGUACCCGGGGCACCCGUACGGUAUACGCCCACGCCAUCGCCUACGAAGCGAUCUCGUGAGUCUACGCCAGUACUUCCAGCUGGAGAGGAAUCGAAGCGAUCAGUUGCAGAACCCGCUCCUGCGCCGGGGUUCUGCGCUUCGAGACAGAAGAAGCCACUCCAGAAGUUCGUCAGUCUCAACAUGACAUCGAAUGGCACCUCGAAGGUGAUGCUCAGCAAGCCGUUCCAAGCAGCUGGCAAGACACCAAAGGCGAGAGCAAAGGAGCCUGAGACGCCGAAAGACAUUGGGCCCUGGACUCGCGAGGCCUUUGAUCUCUUCACUUGGCGGCCACCGAACUGGGAUGAAGAACAGUGGUGUGAAAAGCGGCCUGAGGAGGCAAGCAAUGCCAGUGACAAACAGCCCCGACCACCACCUCCAGGGUUGAGUGGAGGUGCUGCGCUACCCUAUACUGUGUAA